AUGGUUGACGCCUAUUCCAUGUGUCCCGAAGUUUUCCGUAUCCGCAGUACGACAACCACCGCAACAUUGGAGAUCCUUCAAGAAACCUUCGCAAGGUAUCCACGUACCCUGGUAACAGACAACAGUUCCCAGUUCGUGAGCUCAACGUUCAAGCAGUUCUGCGAAUCAAACGGUGUCUGCCACAUAAUCACGGCUCCGCAUCACCCGCAGUCAAACGGACAAGCUGAUAGAUUCGUAGACGCACUGAAAAGGGAUCUUAACAAGCUCGUCAAGGGGGAAAGCAGGGAAACUUUCCAGCAUCUUCAAAUUAUGUUGUCCACGUACCGUUCAACACCGAAUCAAAAUGCUCCCGAAGGAAAGACACCUGCUGAACUUUUCCUGAAAAGACCGGUUCGAACAACUCUGGAUCUUGCCAAGCCGCAGAUUCCGAGCCCAACUGAAAUGAGCACGAAGCAACGCCAUGAUGAUAGUUUCAUCCAGCCUCCUGCCACUAUCAAUUCCCAGUCUCCUGACUGUUCAGUCCAAAAUCGUAGGCUUCUCAGUUGGCUGAUGCACUACGAUCUUUCUUAA
Uranotaenia lowii is the source of this 570-nucleotide messenger RNA. RefSeq lists its product as uncharacterized. Bases 1 to 570 code for a protein of 189 amino acids. NCBI's taxonomy places the organism in Eukaryota, Metazoa, Arthropoda, Insecta, Diptera, Culicidae. Gene Ontology annotation, biological process: DNA integration. The transcript has a single exon. The record is from RefSeq and is a predicted model, not a curated record. Gene Ontology annotation, molecular function: nucleic acid binding.